UUGAGACGUCACCAGCUGUUGGUGAAAUGCCAUAAAUGUAGACCUAUGCAUCUUGUAGAUAUGCAGCAAAGUUUUGUAAUUCGUAGUUAGGAGAUUUGAAUAGGAACAACAAGGAUGGAAUUCCUUUGAAUUCUUGUCAUUGGAACUCCUUCUACAAAGAAAGAUUUAGGAUUCUAUCGUUGUGGUUAUGUACCCGCGUAAAACAAGGAAUCUACAAGAUAUGUGGAUGAAGGUUUUGGACACUACCAUUGUUCGGCAAUUUCUUGAUAAAUUCCAAGUUUAAUAUUUUAUGGUAAUAAUUUCGAAAUCACAGAAGAGAACCUAAAGGAAUUUGAUGACAAUGGGUUUAUCAUUGUCAAAGGUUUUUUUGACGCAGAGGAAAUUCGCAAAUUAAAGAAGUGCUUUGAAGACACCGAGGAGGUGGUGAACAAUAAAAUGAAAGUAGAUGACAGUUUAGGAAAAGAGGUAAAUCUGACGGUUUGGAGUCAUCCUGGAAAUGACGUCACAGGGAUGGCAGCAAGGUCUGAAAAAGUCACCAAUGCAGUGGAGAAGUUACUUGGAGGUUCUGAAAUUUACCAUUACCAUGGGAAGUUGGUACAGAAAAAUGCUAAGUCAGGUGGAACUUUUCUGUGGCACCAAGAUUAUGGUUAUUGGUACAACAACGGAUGCCUCUUUCCAGAUAUGAUGACAGUGUUUCUUGCAUUGGACAAGUGUGAAAAAGCUAAUGGAUGCUUGAAGGUUUUGAAAGGUUCUCACAAAUGUGGCCGUAUACAGCACAGUAUGGUCGCUGAUCAAAUGGCAGCGGAUAUUGAUAGAGUGGGAGAAUUGAAGAAGAAAUUGGACUUGGUAUAUGUCGAAUUAGACCCAGGAGAUGCUCUGAUUUUCCAUUGUAACCUGCUUCACUGCAGUGGAGCGAAUGAGUCGGACAGACGGCGAUGGGCGUACCUUAUGUGUUACAACACCCGUAAUAAUAACCCAGUGAAAGUUCAUCACCAUCCAUGCUACACUCCUCUGCUUAAGGUUCCAAAUUCUGCCAUCACAGAAUGUGAGAACUACACGGAUUUUACAGGGAAAAAAUUCAUGGACAAAAGGGAACUUUCUACAUAAAGAUUCGCCAAGUAAAUUUGGUGGAUAUAUGUUUAGAAUAUAAUCGCUAAGAUGCAUGGAAGAUGUACUACAAGGAGUAGAAUUUUUUUUUUUUUUUUUUUUUUUUUUUUUUUUUUUUUUUACAAGUAUUUACAUUUCUAAACGCUCUUGCUAUAUACAUUGAUCAUUUUCAGUCUCAAUAUGGUUAACAUUUAUACUACUAGUAUCCAAACUAGAACGUGUACAUUAAUUUAAUCAGGACAUUAAAUUCUUUUUCGUUUUCACAUAAGAUAUUGAAACAUUGCAUAUAACUGAGUGUGAACUAUUUUUUAAUUCGUCCAAUCUAUUUUUUAAAAAAAAUUCAAUAACGCAUUUUAAGGCUUGUAUUGUAAAUAUCUUAUUGUUACAAUUGCAAAAAAACUGGUGCACUGUGCAGAAUUGUAAUAAAAAUGUUCAGCAAUGUUGAUAUGAGCAAAAUAUAGACGAUUUGAUGAAAUUA
Molecule: messenger RNA, 1585 nt
Organism: Ostrea edulis (European flat oyster)
Lineage: Eukaryota; Metazoa; Mollusca; Bivalvia; Ostreida; Ostreidae
Product: L-proline trans-4-hydroxylase-like
Exons: 9
Coding region: 436-1107 (223 amino acids)
Source: RefSeq, a predicted model, not a curated record